CUUGAUGCCUACUAUGUAUGAGUCCAACGAUGCUUUUCCAGCUCGGAACAGGGCCUGUGUCUGUAUCUCCUCUCAGCUCUACAACAGGCGAGCACUCGAUACCAACUCGCCUUUGCCAUUAUUAAACUCACUCACACAUCUCACGUAUCUCACAUCAACAUCACCUCGUAUUCGGGAGAUACUCACGCCCCCGGGGAAUCCAUCUGCAAUCUGCGGGCUGUCUCCUCCGGGUCUUCUGCACCCAGCACAGGUCCCAGCUCUGAAUCCCAAGUCUUUUGAUCAGCAUGCCUCUUACCGGUUCUCGCUGGCUUUCCAGUGCGUGGUCAACAUUGGUGUGCGUGGCUCGGAAUCUAUUCGGAGUCGUGUCGUUCAAGCGGGCACUCUUGAAGUUGUUGGAUAUAUCUUAGAGGCAUGGCUGGCUUCAAAGGGGUUCGCAGUCGGUCCGAGUGCCAGUGCAAGCAGGAUACCACGUGAGACCCGUAAACAGCGGCAGCAAUGCUGUCAACGACAGCUGGAGCAAAGACAGUGUGAGCAAGCUCAGGCGCUUGCCACGCUUCUUGCUAUCGAACGAUCGCUUGCGAAUACUGAGGAGGAACAAAACGUUGCCACAUUGGACGCAGAGACAUCUGUUUCUACUGAUACGUCUGCUAAUGCAACUCCGUCAGGAUCGGGUACACCGACGAGUACUGUCAUCGUUACAGGCCGUGGCAGGUCUGGGACGGUCGUCGCACGCCGAGUAUGGGACACUGCGCAGUCAAAUGUAUGUGAACCUACGCUAGCGGGUCCGUCGAUGUCCCACUCUCGGACAGUUCGGGCUCGCGAAGCAGCGGAAUCUGCAACCCCAUCAGCUUCAACAUCCAGUCCAGACACCGAGACGGAGGAUGAUGGCGAUCCCGACACAGACGGUGAUGUGGAAAUGGAAUCGACGUCACACGACCACGACACUGACGAAAAUAUGCCUCCUCGUCCGCCAACACAUCCUCAUGCAUGCCGAACGGUCGGAAUUGUAGCAGAUUCGCCUUCGCCGGCAACUACAGCUGCAGUCAGGGCGGGCGUUGCUGGUGCACCUGAUGCACUUGAUGUUGAUAUGGACGCACACAUUAUUAUCGAUACUAACGUUGGUGAUGACGGCGUGGCAGAAGGAAUCGUCGCACUCAACCAAAAUGUGAAUGAUGAUCUUGCUAUGGGCGCUCCACCAGAUGCAUCAGGAGCUAUAGACGCAACACCACGCACACGUACAAACAAUCUCACGUCGGACACAAGGAACAUCAAUCUACAACGUGAACACCAUCCGCACGUCCACGGCCGUGAAGAAUUAACGCCGCGUGCCGUACUCGCAAAUCUUCCCGUGCACGCUCAUGCACAUGCUCGUGCUCCGAUCGUGAUGCCCUUCGCCGCGACUGAUGCUGGACCAACUCGAGGGGCCACCAUCACUCAGGCUGCAGUGAGGGCUGCUCAGUUAUCUGAAGCUAAUACAGCCAGUGCAGCAACACGAACACCUACCGCAAUGCCUCCCAGAUCAUUUCACCGGCACCAUCAUCACCUCCAUCACCACGCAGAGGAGCAAGGUGCGUAUCACGAGGAAGAUGUGCUACUGUCUUUGCGGCUACUGGCGUACCUGAGCAAGUAUCCUCACUUCCGGCAGGCAUUUUACAAACCACGUCUGAGCUUCCAUCCGGCUACGGCGAUGGCUCAGGGUCAUAGUAUGCAGAACAGCAGCAUGACUAGCACGUCAGAAGCAUCAGGUUGGUGGAAGACUAGUACCAGCGCAAGUGCAACUGCUAAUCCUGCAAUAGUUUCAACUUCAGAUACUAAGAAGGACCUUGGGGUUUUCAGGACAGCAACCGGACGAGACAAGGAGAAGGGAAAGACAUCUACACCUGCGACCUCGGGUUCUCGUGACAAUACUUCUCAGACUGGUCAGAAUUUGUGGACACCACCCCGGAUGACCAACGUAUUUUCGUUGGUUGAACGGUUCACAUUCAGGCCCAGCCCGACAGAGAGUGCUCUUCCCUCGCCUCCACCAUUAUUAUCGCCGGAGAUUCAGUAUUGGGCAGGUGUGAUUAUGCGCAAUGCAUGUCGUAAGGACGAGAGUCGCGGUGGUAUAAGCCAAUGUGCUAACAUGCUUUGCGGAAAAUGGGAAUCCUUCCCGCGAGAAUUUGCAAAAUGCCGGAGAUGCAGAAAAGCGAAAUAUUGUGGAAAGGAAUGCCAGUCCCGUGCGUGGAGCAAGGGUCAUCGUUUCUGGUGCAGUGUGCGUGGAGGAGAAGAUGGUAAUGAAAGUGCAACUGUCAAUGGCACCCCUAGUGGCGCUGGCAGUGGUACUACAGGAGCUACUGCCACAACGAACUCAGUCCAACAAAAUCAAAACGUUGAAGAGUACGCAGAUGUAGAAAAUAACACCACCGGAGCAGGGGGCGGCCGUGCAACAUUGGAUAGAAUUGAACGGAGGCAGGCUUGUGACAGGGAGCGACAGCGAAUGUCUACGGCUGCGGCUGCGGCGCUCGCUGCCAUGCAGCCAGCUGCGAGUGCUACUUCUGCCGUGGCAGCUGCUAGGAAUGCAUCAACGAGACAGCAGGGCAUGGUUCUCGGCCAAGCAGUCCAGCCUUGUUACCUGCAGGCUCAUACAUAGAUACUCUGCACUUGUUCAAGAAAGCCUGUGACGUCAAGGGACGGUACUGCCCGACGUUGCAAACAAUUCUCUCCCGACUACAAACGGAUCUGUUAGUGAGUUGACCCUCCCCACUGGUAUCACCUUCAAUGCAUACAGUGCAGAACAGCAAGCAACAAUUUGCAGCUUCCUCCACGCUGUUGGUGUUAGAGAGAUGCAGACUGAUGUACUUACAGGGCCAGCUUCCUAGAGCACAGUGUUUUAAAUAAAGUUACUUUUAUUAAAAACAAACAUUGUAAACAAGAUAAUAAUAC
Molecule: messenger RNA, 2922 nt
Organism: Fomitiporia mediterranea MF3/22
Lineage: Eukaryota; Fungi; Basidiomycota; Agaricomycetes; Hymenochaetales; Hymenochaetaceae
Exons: 7
Coding region: 5-2629 (874 amino acids)
Biological process (GO): ubiquitin-dependent protein catabolic process; establishment or maintenance of cell polarity
Cellular component (GO): MUB1-RAD6-UBR2 ubiquitin ligase complex
Source: RefSeq, a predicted model, not a curated record